Molecule: messenger RNA, 1389 nt
Organism: Asparagus officinalis (garden asparagus)
Lineage: Eukaryota; Viridiplantae; Streptophyta; Magnoliopsida; Asparagales; Asparagaceae
Product: V-type proton ATPase subunit D
Exons: 3
Coding region: 344-1144 (266 amino acids)
Cellular component (GO): vacuolar membrane; proton-transporting V-type ATPase complex
Molecular function (GO): proton-transporting ATPase activity, rotational mechanism
Source: RefSeq, a predicted model, not a curated record
CUAGAGAAAAACCGAUAGUUAAAUAACUCCUAGAGAACACCGUGUAUGCUGUUCUAACCCUAAAAUUUUUGUUUGCCCCCAAAAUCCAGUCCCCCAAUUCCAUCCAUCGAUCGAUCUAGGGUUUCCUUUUGGUCCUUGUAGCUGUUCUCUCCACGCGAUUCUUCUUCUCUAUUUCGCUCUUUGAUCCGCCGAGGAGAAGAAGGGUUCGGAUUCGUGCUCCCUGCUCAAAUUCAACUAAUUUAUUGAUUGUCGGCGUUUUGAGUUUUUAACAUGGAAAAGUUGUUUUCUAUUAGAUACUGACUCUCUAGACAUCAAUUGCCUUUGUGUUCCUCCUUAAUCAACCAUGUCCGGUCAAAGCCAGCGCCUGAAUGUGGUCCCCACCGUCACCAUGCUUGGUGUCAUGAAAGCCCGGCUUAUCGGUGCCACCCGUGGCCAUGCCCUCCUCAAGAAGAAAUCUGAUGCCCUGACUGUCCAAUUCCGUCAAAUACUCAAAAACAUAGUCUCCGCAAAAGAAUCCAUGGGCGAGAUCAUGCGUGCAUCCUCGUUUGCUUUAACCGAGGCCAAGUAUGCUGCGGGUGACAACAUCAAGCAUAUUGUCCUCGAGAAUGUGCGCUCUGCUUCUGUUCGUGUUCGAUCUCGCCAGGAAAAUGUUGCGGGUGUCAAGCUGCCUAAGUUUGAGCACUACACUGACUCGUCUCUAGCUGAUUCCAAGUCCUCCAAUGAUCUCACAGGGCUUGCCCGUGGUGGACAACAGAUACAAGCUUGUCGUGCUGCGCAUGUUAAGGCUAUUGAGGUUUUGGUGGAGCUUGCUUCACUUCAGACUUCUUUCUUGACUUUGGAUGAGGCUAUUAAGACGACUAACCGGAGGGUUAAUGCUUUAGAAAAUGUUGUGAAGCCAAGGCUCGAGAAUACGAUUAUUUAUAUUAAGGGGGAGCUGGAUGAGUUGGAGAGGGAAGAUUUUUUUAGGUUGAAGAAGAUUCAGGGGUUCAAGAAGAGAGAGGUUGAGAGGCAGAUGCGGGCAUCAAGGGAGUUUGCAGAAGAGCAGGUUGCUGAGAAUAUCUCGCUGCAGAAAGGGAUCUCGAUUGGUGCAGCUCACAACAUGCUUGUUGCUGGUGGAGAGAGGGAUGAGGAUAUCAUCUUCUAGUGUUUUUUAGUAUUGGUUAGUAUUCUUGCUUCUUCAAAAGAUUAAUUUACUUUGUGCUGUUGCUGUGCUUUGUGGAAUUUCAAAUAAGAAUGAUGAUCUUGUGUCAUUCACUUCUUGACAACUGUCUUAUAAUAAUUUCGGUGCAAGAGCUUGUAUGGGGAACUUAAUGUCAAUGUAUUACUUCUAGUGGAUACGUCAAUAACAAAUUUUGGUGAUGUUUAUGAAAUGUCAGGUUGUUUUGCUGC